This is a messenger RNA of Alternaria rosae, 909 nucleotides long. RefSeq lists its product as uncharacterized. Lineage: Eukaryota; Fungi; Ascomycota; Dothideomycetes; Pleosporales; Pleosporaceae. The coding region runs from base 224 to 805 and encodes 193 amino acids. The record is from RefSeq and is a predicted model, not a curated record. The transcript has a single exon.
GAAGCCCUGGACAAAGACAGCGACCACGACGACAACGACGCGAAUCCCGCAGGACACCGUCGAUUCACCACAUUGAAGUUUCUUCCCGAAACUUGCUCGUUGCCAGGAAGCUGCAGCAUCAUAUCGCCAUCGCUCCCACCACCCAAACUUAUUCUUACUUUCUUCAAGCUUCCUCACCGCGCACGCCAGACUUUCGCCGAAGAACACGACCUAGUCCAUCGCCAUGCUCUUAACAAUGUCAACCACACACCCACGGACAAAUGAGCUCUUAUCUAUACUUUCGGACUGGCACGUCCACAAGGCCGAAACGACAUUCCUCAAACGCCUCAGUAUGCGCGGCCUAGAAGUUAUCGCGCUGGCGGCAGCCAUGCUCUUCGUUCCACUUACCAUGCACUGCGGGGUACAAGGCUUAGACGAGAUAUACGAGUCACUGGGUCGAAGAGCGCAAUCACCGUAUGCGACGACCUCGUGGGUGAGCGUCGCUGCCGCUGCGACUAUGCUACUGGGAUGGCACAUCUGGCUCGGUCGACUGAGUUAUAGAACCGUUUUAGAAGCGGCAUCGAUACCUUUGGAUACCGUCAGUACCACGGAGGAGAAAGAGCAUCUGAGAGAGAAGAGGGUACAAGAAACACGGAUAUCGUGGGGUCGUAUACUCAGCCGCCUCGUCAUACCUUGUUUACUUCUUACACUGGGUUCGCACUUCCUGUUCGAGAUCUCCACGCGAUUCAAGGACCCGAGACCGCAGAUUACGCCGAAUACAGUCGAUAUGCAGGAAGCUAUAGGGCAGUUGUACGGGUUUCGAUAAGGAACCGUAGUUGAAGUCAGACAUUACAGUAGGAUUGGCUAGUAAGCUAGGAAGGAAGGUGGAGGCACGGCUUGCGACUUCCAGAAAACACCAAUGGACAUAUC